CGCGUGGCCACGGCGCACCUGUGCCGGCGCCCCACGCGACAGAGCACCCCGCGCGUGCUCGCCUACGCGUCGUGCCUGGCGGUGAGCGCGUGCUUCCUGCUGCUGACGCUGGCCGUGUACGCGGCGCUGCCCAAGCUGCGCGCGCAGCCGCACGCCAAGGCGCUCAUGUGCCACUGCGCCGCGCUCGUGCUGGGCUGCGUCGUGCUCGCCGCCGCGCAGGCCGGCUGGUACCCCACAGGCCCCGAAUGCGAGUUCAUCGCUCUGGCAAUACAGUUCUGCUACCUAGCUGCUUUCUUCUGGUUGAGUAUUCUCUCUUACGACAUUUCACAGGCAUUCAGAGAAUACAGCAAGCCCUCCCAGAGCACCUCCGAGCGAACAUUCCGCAAGUACGUCUUCAUUGCGUGGGGAAUCCCGUUUCUGGUCACGUGCACAACUUUUAUCAUCGUCAGAUUCCAGAGGGCAGAUCAACUUCCUAAUUGGAUUGUGCCUCCUAACAUAGGAAAGCACGAUUGUUGGUUUGGAGAUAGCGCUGCCAAAUGGAUGUACUUCAACGGUCUGCUCGUCGUGCUGAUGGUGAUCAACACGGUGUUAUACAUAAUGACAACUGCCCGACUCUGUGGCUUCAUGCGUAACAAAAAGGAGCUGAUGCGAGGGGAGAGCUGCAUGCACGGAACCAGCUCUCGCCUCGGCGCUGACAAGCUCAGGUUCUGGCUGCACUCGCGCCUGUUCCUGGUGAUGGGUGUGCUGUGGGGCUUCGAUGCCAUCUCGCCUGCCUUCGAGGGCACUCUGCUGGAGGAUGACGCCGACCACUUCUAUUGGUUCGCUGUGGACGUCGUGAACCUGCUGCGCGGCUUCGCCCUCUUCUGCAUCUACUGCUGCAAGCGCAAAGUGGUGCACAAGCUGCGCGAGCGCGCCGCGUCGUGCGGGCUGGAGUGGGCGGCGCCGCCGUCCCACGGCGAGGGCGACGCGCACGGCGCCCGCUGGCCGCAGCGCUGGUCGGCGUGGCUGUCGUCAGCCGGCGCUGCGGGGUCGCGCCGCCGCCCGUCCACCCUCAGCCUCUUCUGGCCGCGCACCGCCUCCUCCUCCUCCUCCGCCGCCGCCCCCGCCCCCGCCGGCAGAGCGCGCCUCUCCACGCAGAGCACCUGCGUCUCCCCCCUCUCCAGGAGCCCCACCGCCCACGCCCACGCCGCCAGCCCGGCCAUCACGCCCAUCCGCGAGGACCCGUUCGCGGAGAUUCUCCAGGUGGAGAUGGAGGGAGGCGACGACCACGACGGCGACGAACCCCGGCGGUGGAGCUACGGGUCCAGGUGGCGUCUGGCUUCGAAUGGGGCGCAGAAAAAAUAA
This is a messenger RNA of Gryllus bimaculatus (two-spotted cricket), 1344 nucleotides long. NCBI's taxonomy places the organism in Eukaryota, Metazoa, Arthropoda, Insecta, Orthoptera, Gryllidae. The record is from the annotation of a GenBank genome assembly.